Molecule: messenger RNA, 1400 nt
Organism: Caenorhabditis angaria
Lineage: Eukaryota; Metazoa; Nematoda; Chromadorea; Rhabditida; Rhabditidae
Source: the annotation of a GenBank genome assembly
AUGGUCAAUUUUUUUCCCUUAUUUAUUUUCUUCAAUCUUCCCCUGAUAUCUCUCGCUUGGUUCUUCUCAUUAUUUGGUGGAUGUCCUAUGAAUUGUCCUCCUCCAGCCCCUCCUCCACCACCUCCACACGUUUUCCGAAAUGCAUAUCCAGUUGCUCCUCAACCACAAUAUCCAAUUGCACAAUAUCCAGUUGCUCCACCAAUGUCAAUUCCACCGAAUGCCUACGCCCUUCCACCAGCUUACCCUCUUCCACCAAGAGGGGGAUAUGCUGUUCCACCACCGGUUUAUGUGACCCCACCCACAUAUCCGACACCUCCACCAACAUAUCCUACCCCACCACCAACUUAUCCAACACCACCUCCUCCGAGAUGUUUUCAAAAUGGGCAUGGUAAGAUAUUUCGGGAAAAGGGAUUUUAAAAUUGGCACAUUUUUAAUUAAAAUUUUCAGAAUUUUUCUAGUCACGUGAGGUUCGGGAAUUAGAUUAUUGCAGUUCUACCUUGAGAAAUUGAAACUUAGAUUCGUGUAUAUCAUUUUGAGUGCUACUAUUUUUUGAGUUGGGAAACUAAAGACAAUCUGAAAAACUGAAACGUUUAAAUUUACUAGUGGUCCCUGGAAUUAAACAUUUUUAAAUCUUGCGCACUAGGCUAAAGAUUACUGUAGUUUUUCAAUAAGCCAUAAGAAGUUUUUUAAAACAUAAUUUCAGGGUCUGAAUUAAUGGUUUUUUUUGAAAUCAAGAAAAAUGGUUCACAAUCAGUUUUAAAAUAGUCGCUUCCAUUUUUGUAUAAUCUUUCAAAAACUAAUAAAAGUUAAUCUAUCUUUUGAAAAACACACUUUCCUAGACAAAACUAAUUUGUAUAAAAGUGAAACUUUUCCAAUGUUCGAAAAUCAAAUGUUCACCUUGAAAAAAUGCAAAACGCAUAACAAUGUGGGAAAAUGGCAAAUUUUGAAACGGUCUGAAGUGAUUCAAUUUUCUAAUUUUUUUCAGCAAACAAGUUAAUUUUCCAUGUUUGCAGGCUAUAAAUGUUGCAACAAAGAAUUGAAUAUGUUUUUGGAUGAAAUGGUCGUCCAAAUGCAACAUCCAAAAUGGCACGGUUGCAAUUUACAGCGAUUUGCAACACAAAUUCAACAUCAAGCACAAUCUCGUUUUCAAUCAUUCAAUGGAAUCAAUUGUUGCUUCUGGAGAUAUGGAAAAUCUAUCACAUUAUCGAGGAGAUCUUUAUUGUAAAAAGAAAGCGAUGGAUGGAAAAAUUGUGCUUCUCUAUGGUACUGUAGUUCCUUAUGCUUUGGAAGAUGGUGAAACUCGACCAAUGACACCUGAAGAAAUAACAAGGAGAAUGUAUCCAUCAAUUUAUAAUGAUGUUGGAAUGCAUAAUGGUCAUGAAAAUAAUAUACAAUUUUAA